Hypanus sabinus (Atlantic stingray) is the source of this 2468-nucleotide messenger RNA. RefSeq names its product rhodopsin kinase grk7-a-like. Gene Ontology annotation, biological process: protein phosphorylation; signal transduction; regulation of signal transduction. Gene Ontology annotation, molecular function: rhodopsin kinase activity; ATP binding. Lineage: Eukaryota; Metazoa; Chordata; Chondrichthyes; Myliobatiformes; Dasyatidae. Gene Ontology annotation, cellular component: cytoplasm. Bases 1 to 1665 code for a protein of 554 amino acids. The record is from RefSeq and is a predicted model, not a curated record. The transcript has 4 exons.
AUGUGUGACAUGGGAGCACUCGAUAACCUAAUUGCCAACACAAUUUACCUGCAAGCUAGGAAAAGCAUAGAUGGAGGUAUCAAGGAAAUGCAAAAGAGACGACAAAGUUUGUUCCUGCCAAGCCAUGCACAAUGUGUUUCGGUGAAGCAAAGUAUUGAUAUUGCAUAUGAGAGUGUGUGUGAACAACAACCAAUUGGGAAAAGGUUGUUCCAUCAGCUUACAGCAACAGUCCCAGAAUAUCAAGUUGCUGUUGACUUCAUAAGUGAAGUUUCCAACUUUUAUCUGGCUGAAAAUGGAGUUAAGGAGAACUUGCGACAGAAGAUUGUAACUGACUUUCUAAAGACUGGUUCAAAAAAUUAUCUGUCCUUUCUCAGUCAAGAACUGGUCGAUAAGUGUAAAGCUGCUAUGGAGAAGGAAACUGAAGAACUCCUGCCUCUGGCUGAAUCAGAAGCUAAGAUGUUCCUCAAGGAACGUGCUUUCCAGGACUUCCUAAACAGUCCAUUCUUUGAAAUGUUCUUGCAAUGGAAAACCUUUGAACGUCAGCCUAUAACUGAAAAAUAUUUUUAUCAAUUCAGAAUUUUAGGUAAAGGAGGAUUUGGAGAGGUGUGUGCUAUGCAAGUGAAAAUAACUGGCAAAAUGUAUGCAUGUAAACAGUUAGACAAGAAACGACUAAAGAAAAAGCAUGGAGAGGAAAUGGCCCUCCUUGAGAAAGAAAUCUUGGAAACAGUUAACAGCCGUUUUAUUGUCAACCUAGCUUAUGCUUAUGAAACCAAGAGCCAUCUCUGCUUGGUGAUGACCUUGAUGAAUGGAGGAGACCUGAAAUUUCACAUUUAUAACAUUGGAGAAAAGGGAAUUGAAAUGAACCGUGCAAUAUUUUACACAGCCCAGAUUACCUGUGGAAUUUUGCACCUGCAUGCUCAGAAUAUUGUGUACCGUGACAUGAAGCCUGAAAAUGUUUUACUGGAUGACAAUGGAAACUGCAGACUCUCAGAUUUGGGGCUGGCAGUCAGAAUUAAGGAGGGCAAAGCCAUUAACCAUAAAGCCGGAACUAAUGGUUAUAUGGCUCCAGAGAUUUUAAAAGAAGAAAAGUACACAUAUUCUGUGGAUUGGUUUGCUCUAGGAUGCAGCAUUUACGAAAUGAUUGCAGGCAGAACUCCUUUUAAGGAUUAUAAGGAAAAGGUCAGUAAAGAUGAAGUGACAAGGAGAACACUGGAAGACGAAGUGAAAUACGAACACCCUAAAUUCACAGAAGAGUCAAAGGACAUCUGCCAACUGCUUUUGGCCAAAAACUCAGAGGAGCGCUUGGGCUGCAGAGGAGAAAAUGAUGACCUUAGAAAACACCCUUUCUUCAAAUCUAUCAACUUCCAACGUUUAGAAGCUGGACUUAUCAAGCCACCUUUUGUGCCAGACCCCAGUACGGUGUACUGUAAGGAUCUUGGAGACAUUGCUGAUUUCUCUGAAGUCCAAGGUAUUGACAUUAUUGACAAGGAUAAGCAGUUUUACAAGAAAUUUGCCACAGGGGCUGUCGCCAUUCCUUGGCAAGAAGAAAUGAUUGAAUGUGGUCUUUAUGAAGAACUCAGCAAUCCCACUAGGAAACCAUCAAAGGCAGGAGUGAUGCAAAAUGGCACUGAUGAGGCUAAGUCAGGUGUUUGCAUGAUUCUGUGAAAGGGAAAAUCUACCCUUAUCUUUCUGUGAUUACACCCUCUGCAGAUUACUCAUUAAUUAGAAAUUAGAAUUUGCUUCUCUCUCAUGCUAGGGAAAUUUGCUUACAGACAUUAGCUCCUGAUCAGCACCACCAAUGAAAAAAGAUAUGCAUUGUAUAUAAACAUCUGGCAUAAUUCUGUGGAGAAACGGAAACAUAAAAAACCACAAAUCUAGUUGCAGAUGAAAAAAAAUUAAAUAAUAUAUUCUCCAAAAGUACCUGUCAAAUUGCUGUGAGUCAAUGAAAGCAGCACUUAAUAGAAGUGGUCCUGUUCUGAAAUACAUUUUGUUCCACUGCAUAUAUAUGGUGUCAAUUUCAGUAAUAGGUAAAUAAAGGCAAAAGAAAAUUUAUAUGUUGAAAUAUGACUGAAAACAAAAUAAUUUGGGGCUUUGAAUUUACCAAGGUUCUCAUUUUCCGUACAGGUAAGUUACAUAGGAAUUAUCUUAAUUCACUAGAUAUAAUCUAACUCCUCUCUGAUAGUUAUGGUGAUAGAAAUUUGCAAAACUAGUGCAUUUUGGAAUACUGCACUUUUAUUCAAACUGGAGUCCGGAAAUGAUCUGGAAAAUGUGUAGCUCAGGUAGUCGGAAGUUGAGUUGCUCUCCGAUCUUGGCAAUUUAUUUGCAAAUGUUUCCUCAUCAUUGCUGCUCUGAUGACAUCCCUGCUGGCAGCUCCUUCCAAUUUACUUUGGCCAACUCCUCUCCCAUACCACUGUAAUUUCCCUCACUCCACUGAAAUACUGCUAUGUCAGAAUUUACUUUCUUCCUAU